Messenger RNA from Cydia strobilella, 1524 nucleotides. RefSeq names its product zinc finger CCCH domain-containing protein 3 (gene ZC3H3). Gene Ontology annotation, molecular function: metal ion binding. Gene Ontology annotation, cellular component: nucleus. The transcript has a single exon. The record is from RefSeq and is a predicted model, not a curated record. Lineage: Eukaryota; Metazoa; Arthropoda; Insecta; Lepidoptera; Tortricidae. The coding region runs from base 1 to 1497 and encodes 498 amino acids.
AUGGAACAAGGAAGAAACAAAGUGUUUAUAAAUCCUAAUUUUAAUAAGAGACCAAGUAACAGUGUUCCUGUGGGGAAUGUGCCUGUAAUGCAUGUUAAUCCAAACUUCUAUCAACACUUACAAAAUGUGCAUCCAUUGCCUAAGCCGAAAAUUUAUAUUAAUCCUAACUUUGUUAGACCAAAUGGAACCAACAAUCACCAAAUCCAGCAUGUUAAUACUCCACACUCUUAUGUGAAGCCAAGCCCCCUCAUGGACAGUAGUAACACAUUGAUUGCAACAGGUGCUGCACCCGUUAGACAUACAUCUCAGAGCUCAGUUCAAAACAAUAUAGCAAAUCCUAAUUUUGGUAGACCCAAUAGAGUGGACCAACCAGUUCUGUCUGCAAAUAACAAUAAUAGUCAUUACAUUACAAAUAGUUAUAUUAAGCCAAGCCCACUAGUAGAUAGCAGUUACACAUUGACUGCAAGCUCCAUUCAAACCAGUUUAGUUCCACAACAACCCUACAAGACCAACUCUCGAUAUUCAUUCGUGAGGUUAAGGAAACCUGAGGAGCCAUUAAAUAAUAUUAUCAAACCACAAACAAGUACAAUAAAAAUUAGCAAAUAUAAAUCAAUCAAACUUACUGAUGUAAAAAAGAACCUUGACUCUGUAAAACCAGAUGUAAAAAUAACACCUUUUAAAGUUUCUAACAAUCAUAAGUGUUUGAUAAGGACUAUCAACAACCAUAAAGUUAUUUCCAAAACCCCCGCCAAAAAUGCAAAUAGGUAUAAACUUGUCCGAUCCACACUCGGUAUAGGCAAGCCGCAGUUCAAGAGGCAGACAUCCAGUACGGCUAAGAAAAUAAUAAGCAGUCGAACAAGAAUCAAAGCUGCUGGUGAGUACAAGAAAAACAAUAUUCCAUGCCCACAGUUCCGCAAAUAUGGAAAAUGCCUACGUAAAUCAUACGGAAAAUGCGAGUUUCUUCAUGAUAAAAAGCAUGUGUCAAUAUGCAGGAAAUUUCUUAAUGGUGUGUGCCAUAACAACGAUUGCUUACUGUCACAUGAACUCUCUGAUAAAAAAAUGCCGACUUGCUACUUUUAUCUAAAAGGAAUGUGUACCAAAGAUGGUUGUCCUUAUCUUCACGUUAAAUUGAAUGAAAAAGCCAAAAUUUGCCUUGAUUUUAUGAGAGGCUAUUGUGAAAAGGGUGACAAAUGUUUGAAUAGACAUGUUGCUAAAAGUUUAAACAUAGAUAAAAAUCGAAAACUUAUUUUGAAGAAACUGACACAACAAAAGUUAAUUAAAUAUAAACUUGAAAAGAGUAAGGUAAAAAGUAAUACAAGCAGCACGCAAAAAAGGAAAAGUAAAGUCCACUUGAACCAACAGUCUUCCCAAGAAAAUAAUGAUCAUGCUAAUAGAUAUUAUAAAGAAUCAGUUACAGAACCAAAUAGUAGCGAAAAUUUGGAAAUUAAACCAACGAGGUGUAAAUUGGGCACCUUACCAUCCUUCAUACAAUUGUAGUAAAGUAAUCACAUUUUAAUUUGGAGA